GCGCACAGUGCCCUGCUCUCUCCACUGUUUGCAUUGUGUCUGAACGGAACAGAGCCGGACCGGCGAGCCCGUCCUUCGAAUAUUAACCCCCCUCCCCUUAACGCGGCAAUGUCGGGCAGGUCGGUCCGAGCGGAGACCCGGAGCAGGGCCAAGGAUGACAUCAAGCGAGUUAUGGCCGCGAUCGAGAAAGUACGAAAAUGGGAGAAGAAAUGGGUGACUGUGGGAGACACGUCCCUUCGUAUCUACAAAUGGGUGCCGGUGACGGAGCCCAAGUCGGAUGACAAAAACAAGAACAAGAAGAAAGGCAAGGAUGAGAAAUACGGUUCCGAGUUGACCACCCCCGAGAACAGCUCCUCUCCCGGCAUGAUGGACAUGCACGAUGACAACAGCAACCAGAGCUCCAUCGCCGACUCUUCGCCCGUCAAACAGGAAACAAGUUGUAGCACCAGCCCGGCACCAGAGUCUGCCGGAGCCUCUCACCGCGAGAAUAGCGACAUCAAGACCGAGCAAAGUCCAGACACUAAGAGGGGUAAGAAUGCGGCGUCGGCGGAAGCGUCUGAGCGAAGCGCAAAGCGGGACCCCGAAAAAGACUCCAACGGCAAAGCCACUCAGGUAACCAUGACAACGGGUCCGCUUGUACCCACCACAGACAAAGGAGCCACCAAUCGGUGUUUUGGGUUUGUCUCUCAGGAUGUGGACCAAGAGGCCCCGCCCACAAAGAAGUGCAAAGUGGAGUCUCAGGACUUUGAGGAGAGUUAGUUUCCUCGAUGCCUCCCCCCCUCCAUUAACUCUAUUAGGGCUAAUGGACUCCCACAGACACCCCCGCCCCCCCCCCCCUCUCCGUACCAAAGGGAGUAUCGACACGCACACCCUCCCCACCUCAUCCGCCUUCUGUCCACCACGGAUGUUAGAAAUCUGAGGCCGCGCUUCCAGUCCACCAACAUGGAGCAUCCACCGGGAUAGAUGAUUCCAGUGGUUUCCGGGUGCGGGGGGGGGGGGGGGGGUGCCCUGAUGGUCCCGCUAGAUUGAUUUUAGGGUUUCUUUUCCUCAGGAGGGUCAACGCACUGUUACGAAAAACGGAUCACAGGAGAAAAAAAAUGUGCUGCUGUUAGUGGAAGUCUCUUCUCUCUCUCCAUGGAGACGGUGUCCCGCUUUUUUUACCGAAGGCGGCUUGUGGUGCCAUCUUAUUGGUUUUGCCUUAAAAAUUCAUUCCGGACAGACAUCCUGUAGGUUCAGUUAGCUUAGCACAAAGUCAGGAAGCAAUAUCGAGCCUUUCUGUCCUCCUUGUAGGAUGAGAGGCUGGCAGUUGGUGGUGCCAUCUUUUAUUUUGCCUUAAACUUGAUUCCAUACAAAAAAAUGAAAGGGGCCAUGUCAUCGUACACUACAGGUUCAGUUAAUGUUGCAUAUUUUAGCAUAAAGUCCGCAAGCAUUUAUUUUGGGGGGGUUCCAGGUUUAGUGGUAACUUCUUAGCCUGACGGGUUUUUUUUUUUCUUUUCUAAACGGCAUAAACCAGGUGACCUGACAAAAUUAGUGUAUCUUAACCAGAAAACGGGAGUACAAAUUGCGGCCUAAUUAGCUGAAUGCUGAAUUUUCCAUGUGGCAGUUGUAGCGUAGUUUAGCAUAAAGUCCAAGAGACAGGAAAGACGGAGGUGCACCCUGCUGCUUGUGGGCUUGGCGCUACCGUCCUCGCAUUUUUAAUGUCAACGAUGCCCAUUAAUGUUCGUGCAUCUUAGCUACAAAAUAUUCUAGGAACCCAACAAAGUUGGCAUAGCUUGACGAAACGUCUGAAUGCAGGACGAAACCAGUAAAUAGGAUGACAAAACGAGGCGUUUUUGACUUGAUACUAAAGUCGCUGCUUUUUUUUUAAAUGGACCUAUCCAGGCAACCAACCGGGUUAGGAUAUUUUAGCAUAAAAUCAGGAAAAUGAGAUGACAAAGAGCCCUGUUUUGAAACUACUGCGUUCGUUUUUUUUUAUCAUCACUGUCAUCCUAACUCCCAAAUAGGUUAGCGUGUUUUAACAUCCAGGAAAGGUCAUGUCAGAAACAGGACAAAGCGAUGCUAACUUGCAAUUAGAAAAUGUUUUCCGUGAACAUUUUGUUUUCUGGUGCUGUCUAAUGGCUGGAUCCGCAUGGCUCUCGAUGUGAACUUCCCGCAGAUAGCAGACUGGCUAGCCGGCUAGCUAACGGGUGCGCGCACAUGGUCGGAGAGAAGAGACGCUGUUCGGAGGACGGAUUAGCAUAUACCUCAUUCCCAGUCCAGCCGCGCUGGAGUUUCCAAUGCUAUUCUGUAUGACAUUGACAGUGAAAUGACAUAGCAUUAAUAUUUGCGCUCCUUUUUUUCACCCCCACCCCAACACUUUGUAGCUUUUCACCCGAUUUGAGCCCAGGAGUCGCUUCCAAGUGUGUUCACAGUGUGAAAUCUUGUACCUCUUUUGUUUCCUCUUCUCACACCUUCUGGACCAGUUUUGUUUGUUUCAUUCUAGAACCUGUACAGAUUUAUGCUUUGUUUUGACUUAUUUAUUCCAUCGGUAGUGCUUGGUUUUUAUCGUCCAAUGGUUUUGUUUUCUUAAUAAAACUCUCAAAAUUU
Molecule: messenger RNA, 2586 nt
Organism: Hippocampus zosterae (dwarf seahorse)
Lineage: Eukaryota; Metazoa; Chordata; Actinopteri; Syngnathiformes; Syngnathidae
Gene: bcl7a
Product: BAF chromatin remodeling complex subunit BCL7A
Exons: 5
Coding region: 109-759 (216 amino acids)
Source: RefSeq, a predicted model, not a curated record